GAAGUUAAUGCGGCGGCGGUGGCGGCAGCAUGCUAUGUACCGUUGAAGGGUCUCCGUCAGCAGUCGGCCGGUCCCCUUGUCCGUGUUAAUUAUAGCCCCCGCCCUCUCCUUCCACUCAACCCUCCUCCGAUUCUCAUGUCUUCCAUCGAGCAGGACUGGUUCCCAACUCACCUGCGAGUGACGGUUAUCGGCGCGAGGAAUCUGAGGGCGAAGCGCAAGAAAGGCUUGAACAACUGCUACACGGUGAUCCGCCUGGGCCCGGAGAAGUACAUGACCUCGGUGCAGGGAGGCACGCUGAACCCCGAGUGGAAGGAGGAGUGCACCUUACAGCUGCCCCUCGUCUUCGACAACUCCGACAGGUGGACGCUGCACCUGACCGUCAAACACAACAACACGCGAUUGCCUGUCGACGACUUUCUGGGUCACGUGAGCGUGCCCGUCGCCGAGCUGUACGAGAACAAGAACAGGAGGAAGAACGAAUGGUAUGAUCUCCAGUCAAAACCAAACAAAGUGGCAAAAGACAGAGGCCAGCUACAGCUUGCUUUUCAGUUCCUACGUGACAACAUGACAGCAAGUGCAUAUGAGCUGUCCAGGGGUAGACCUCAGUCUGUGUUUGAUAAGUUUAAGGAUAAAGUAGCUUCCUUAAAGUAUGGAAUGACUCAUGAGAUUUUACCAACUGAAGGGCCUAGCACUAGCUUGAAACAUCACAGAAGUGGAAGAAUGUCAAAAUCGCACAGUUAUGUUGCUCAGAUGGACUCCAGAGGUGAAAACAAAUUCAACAUUUAAUUCAGCGGAGGCAAACAAGCAAAGUGAGUUUGAGGUUCAUUCUCAUCCUUUCCACAGUUUCCAUAAAAACUCUGGAGACGAUAUGCAUGCUAAGGUGCAGUUGAGAAUAGAAGAUGCCUCCUUUGCAGAAGAUAAGCCUGAGAAGACAACUUCUCUGAAGCUAGAGGAAACAACAGUUCUGACGCUAGAAACUAAGAUAUUGACCACAACAAAAACAUUAGAACCUGCAGUUGUUGCACCGGAGCUACCCAAAUGGAAACCAGCCCAGGCAAAAUUUUAAUGUCUUAUAACCAUGCAGUGGGAUCCAUAAAGCCCCCUGGGUUUGAUGAUAACUUGAUCUUAUCAUCUUUUAUGUCAGCUGGUGAAGGUCAAGAUGGUGCAAUUGAGAGAUGGAAAAUAAAGCCUCCCACUUGUUGUACCCAGUGCUUUCGGCAUGCUGAGUUAAGAAGCAGGUAACAGCUUUAAAUUGUCCAUAUGCACUCAAAACACCACAGACUGUUCAAGUUACCUCAAAAGUGGGAAAUACAUCAUGGCUGGUUGUGACAGAACACCCACACGAGCCUGCCUUUAGAUGUGUUCA
This is a messenger RNA of Pristis pectinata (smalltooth sawfish), 1366 nucleotides long. RefSeq names its product rab11 family-interacting protein 2-like. Gene Ontology annotation, molecular function: small GTPase binding. NCBI's taxonomy places the organism in Eukaryota, Metazoa, Chordata, Chondrichthyes, Rhinopristiformes, Pristidae. The record is from RefSeq and is a predicted model, not a curated record. Gene Ontology annotation, biological process: regulated exocytosis. Bases 136 to 786 code for a protein of 216 amino acids. Gene Ontology annotation, cellular component: intracellular membrane-bounded organelle. The transcript has 4 exons.